Abrus precatorius (Indian licorice) is the source of this 1723-nucleotide messenger RNA. RefSeq names its product probable anion transporter 3, chloroplastic. The record is from RefSeq and is a predicted model, not a curated record. Gene Ontology annotation, biological process: transmembrane transport. Gene Ontology annotation, molecular function: phosphate transmembrane transporter activity. The transcript is spliced from 8 exons. Gene Ontology annotation, cellular component: plastid. NCBI's taxonomy places the organism in Eukaryota, Viridiplantae, Streptophyta, Magnoliopsida, Fabales, Fabaceae. Bases 111 to 1637 code for a protein of 508 amino acids.
UGAUUCCAAGCUAUGUUUCAUACAAAGAGAACCAACACUUGUUCAUCAUUUUCCAUGUCAUAACCCAUUGAUGAUCAUUUUUUGACACCUUCUCCUUUGAUCUUUCUUCCAUGGCUGCGGCAAUUUCAGCACCACCCCUAUUGCAUGCCUCCUCAAAGAAGGCUUCUUCUGUGGCACCCCAUUUGAGUUUUGUCGGUGUUAAGAAGACCCAGUUGAGAUUUGAGUCCAAAAUCUCACCAAAAAGACUAGAAUGGAUUUGGAAAGGAAAAGAAGAGAAGUGGCAUAGCAAGAUAAAGAGAAAAUGGGGUGUAAAGUGCACCGCUGAGGGCAUAGAUGGGGGAAUGUUUGUGGGAGGAAGAGCUAGAAGAGAGGGUGUUGUUGUUAGCAUUCCAGAGAGGUUCAAGGUGGUGUGUUUGGUGGCAUGCGUGAUGUGCCUGUGUAAUGCUGAUCGUGUUGUCAUGUCUGUGGCUGUUGUUCCUCUCGCUGCCAAACAUGGGUGGUCCAAUUCUUUUCUCGGCAUUGUUCAGUCAUCUUUCUUGUGGGGUUACAUAUUCUCUUCAGUGAUUGGAGGAGCUUUGGUAGAUAGAUAUGGAGGAAAGAGGGUGAUGGCUUGGGGUGUGUUUUUGUGGUCUUUUGCAACUCUACUUACACCUUUGGCAGCCAACCACUCCACACUGAGCUUGUUGGCAAUUCGUGCUUUCUUUGGAUUAGCUGAGGGAGUGGCUCUUCCUUCCAUGAGCACUCUCUUAUCAAGGUGGUUUCCAACUAAUGAGAGAGCAAGUGCAGUUGGAAUUUCAAUGGCUGGAUUUCAUCUAGGCAAUGUGAUAGGCUUGUUGCUAACACCAAUUAUGUUGUCCACUAUUGGAAUUUCGGGUCCUUUUAUCUUAUUCUCAUCUCUUGGAUUGCUUUGGGUGAUGACAUGGGCCUAUCGAGUUACAGAUGAUCCUAUGGAAAGUAAUUUCAUCAGCAGAUCAGAACAAAGAUUAAUCCAAGCUGGAAAAACUUGUUCUCCCAAAAAGAGUAGCAAUUUUCCUCCCCUAGGCCUUCUAUUAUCAAAAUUACCAUCAUGGGCUAUAAUAUUUGCCAAUGCAACCAACAACUGGGGAUACUUUGUUCUCCUCUCAUGGAUGCCAGUUUAUUUCAAAAGCGUAUAUAAUGUGAACUUGAAGCAGGCAGCUUGGUUCAGUGCAGUUCCUUGGGGCACAAUGGCUAUUUCAGGUUAUCUAGCUGGUGCUGCAUCAGACUUCUUAAUCAACACAGGGUACCCGACAACAUUUGUCCGAAAGUUCAUGCAGACCAUUGGAUUCAUUGGACCAGCACUGACCUUGCUGUGCUUGAAUUAUGCCAAUACACCCACAAUUGCUGCUACACUUUUGACUGCAGCUUUGAGCCUAAGUUCUUUCAGCCAGGCUGGCUUUAUGCUGAACAUACAAGACAUUGCUCCUCAAUAUGCGGGAAUUCUUCAUGGAAUCUCAAAUUCAGCUGGAACGUUAGCAGCUAUUAUAAGCACAAUUGGAACUGGUUAUUUUGUACAAUGGCUGGGAUCAUUUCAGGCAUUCUUAACUGUAACAGCUGCUCUCUAUUUUGUGACAACCAUUUUUUGGAAUCUUUUUGCCACAGGCGAGCAAGUUUUGUGAACUUUUCCCAACAAAAAAUUCCUCCCACCUUGCUUUCAUAUUGGUCAUCUACAAGGGAAAUUAUAAAUCCCAAAAUCUGGGUUAUA